AUGGGCUUGCUACGUGACGCUAUUGGCUCGGCCCUUGGUGCCAACCAAGUGAACAAUGGCUUGUCCGGACCGAGACUGCCUUUCGGCAACAAGAACAGCAACCGCAACGCCGCUUGGGUCUCACCUUCAGCCUACCGUCAAUCACCGUCUCUUGACCAAGGAUAUGCUUCUUACACAGAAUAUGACGAUGAGCGGAACUCAUCACCAGAUGAGAAGCAGGGGCGAAUCAGAGGAUCUCUAGGACCAGCGAGGCCCAGAGAACUUAGUUGCCAGUCUUUUACACAAGACAAUUGCGCCGUUGGAUAUCAGACGUCAGUGGUCGGGCCGCCUCCUGACCAAAUGCAACAGUGGUAUAACGAUGAUCGAGCCCAGUAUUCAGAUCUGCCUCCUCGCUACGAAACUGCGGCAUAUGAUACCGGGAAUGAAUAUCAAGGGCAGUCCUACGAUAUGAGCCGAGCUGGAGACAUGGGACUUCGAAGAGAUGCCAAUUUCCGUCCACUAGCUCUGCCUCAGAUCGCCUACGGACAUGAACAACCCUUUCUUCGAGGAUACACUAUGGAACUCAGCCAAUACGGCAUUUCUGAACACGAGUUCAUAGGACUACUGGACGCCAUUAAUGUUGCCAUAAUCCCUAAUCCGGAGCAUCAAAUUUUCCAAAAGGGAGCGAAUAUGGCUGGAUUUUUCUUACCCGGCGCCGCUGGUAUUGGUCUCAUGGUCGGGCAGAUUGGCGUCGGACUUGGCUCAGCGGUCAGCCACGCAUCUGCUGUCAAUCAGAUUCUCUCAAGUGCAAAUCUACAGCUCUUCCUACCAAAAGGUCUCGAGAUAUGUAUUGGGAAAACGGAAGACGUCAACGCCGAGGUCGGCCUAGCCUCCCAAGGCUCUAGACGACCAAACUUCUACGGUAUAUCACCAGAAGAAAGACAAGCAUAUUUCGGCGACCUCAUUGCUCCUCUUUCCCGAGUACUGCCACCGUUUCAGCAGAACGGUCGCAAUGAUCCAAUCGCCCAGCUUGGUCGAGGUCUGGCCAGUCGAACCAAUCGACAAAAAAUAAAAAAGGCGAAUAAAGAUAUGGCGAAAGGCAAGACCACAAACAUUGACUCUCUAGAAGGAGGACUUAAAUGGCUUAUGGUUAGACGAGCCUCUGCAGAUGCGCUGGAAUACUGGAGGAAAUCUGCGGCCAACAACGCUGCUCAGGAACAGGCAUACGCUAGACCGGCCCCUCAAAAUAGAUACAGCAGAUAG
Penicillium cinerascens is the source of this 1242-nucleotide messenger RNA. RefSeq lists its product as uncharacterized. The transcript is spliced from 4 exons. Bases 1 to 1242 code for a protein of 413 amino acids. NCBI's taxonomy places the organism in Eukaryota, Fungi, Ascomycota, Eurotiomycetes, Eurotiales, Aspergillaceae. The record is from RefSeq and is a predicted model, not a curated record.